UAAGAAUGUCAUCUCCGAAUUUCAACAACAUUACUGUCAUUGGAUGUAUGUUGGCUUACUUGGAAGUAUUUUUAUCGGCCCACGGUAGUUCUGGUUCAGCGGAACACUUGAACCAUGCUUUCCUUUGCAAUGUUACUGCCUGGCUUCUGACCACCAGUUUUACCUUCGCCUUUGGUGGCAUUUUUGUUAAAACCUGGAGAGUUUACAAAAUAUUUACCAACUAUCAAUUGAAAAAGGAGAUCCGCAAUUUGAGUAGUACUAGUCUUCUCGCAGUACUGAUGGCCGGUUGGUUUAUAGACGUCAUCUUCCUGUCAACUUGGACAUCUAUUGACCCAUUGACGACGAAAUUCGUGAACAUUUUCAAAACGGUUGACAAUAAUGACCCUGACCUCGUGGAGGAACUGUUAACCCGUCAGUGUACUUCUCACCAUUAUAAUACCUGGGUGAUGUCUUUGUGCGGACUGAAAGGGAUACUGCUAAUUUUCGGGGUGUUUUUGGCCUGGGAAACCAGAAACGUGCAUUAUCCUUCGCUCAACGAUUCGAAGAGCAUUGGCUUAGCAGUGUACAACAUGUUCAUGUUUUCUUGCUUGGCGAUUGUGGUUGGGUUUGUGGUUUAUCCUCCCCUUGAGACUCUGGUUCAAAGAUCGAUCGUGUUCGUGGCAGCCACGUCGACAGUUGCCCUACUCUUUAUCCCAAAGGUAAAGGUUUACAUGGCCCCCUCUGCGUCUGCAUAAGUCUCACGUGACUGAACAAGUCAUGUAACUGAUAACUUGUAAUAGACAAUAUGGAUAUGAUUCAGUGAAAUGUAUGAGAUUCACAAAUUUUUGACACUGCUGAUAGUAAGAUACAAGAUGUCAUAGUUACUGAUAUGUUAAAGAAAUGGACACGAGCUUAAAAGAAGAAGUCUUAAGGUGGCAAGCUUCGCCCUCUAAAAGAUUGUCUCAGUGGGGUUAACCGAUAGCCGUAAGACAGCCAAAAAAUUUAGACGUUAGGCGUAAAAACUGUUAAAUUAAGUCGUGAGAAAAGUUAAUCAAAAAUGAAAUUCUGGUGACCACAAUGGACAGAUACCAUUAAAAAAUGCACUGGGCUCAA
Pocillopora damicornis (cauliflower coral) is the source of this 1092-nucleotide messenger RNA. RefSeq names its product gamma-aminobutyric acid type B receptor subunit 1-like. Gene Ontology annotation, biological process: G protein-coupled receptor signaling pathway; gamma-aminobutyric acid signaling pathway. Gene Ontology annotation, molecular function: G protein-coupled GABA receptor activity. The record is from RefSeq and is a predicted model, not a curated record. Gene Ontology annotation, cellular component: membrane; G protein-coupled receptor heterodimeric complex. Lineage: Eukaryota; Metazoa; Cnidaria; Anthozoa; Scleractinia; Pocilloporidae.